Messenger RNA from Phycomyces blakesleeanus NRRL 1555(-), 477 nucleotides. RefSeq lists its product as hypothetical. NCBI's taxonomy places the organism in Eukaryota, Fungi, Mucoromycota, Mucoromycetes, Mucorales, Phycomycetaceae. The record is from RefSeq and is a predicted model, not a curated record. The coding region runs from base 1 to 477 and encodes 158 amino acids. The transcript has 3 exons.
AUGGCCGAACAUGACAAGAGUCUAAGCGAACUAGUUAAGCAGCUUUCAACCCAAUUUGAUGAAUGCCUAGAGACGAUCCUUGAUGACUCUCAGACCAAGAGUGAACAAAACUUUGGUCAGAAGAGUGAGAGCUUAAUAGAUGGCCUCGAUGCAUGUAUUACACCAUUAAAAACAACCAUCCAGGAUUUAAAGCACGGUUUUGGCGACUUUCGAUUUAAAGCACUCGGAGACCGGGAUUUGGAUCUUACAGAGUCUAUAGCGCUUUUACGUCGAGAUAUUGAGAUUAAACAACAAGUAAUUGCUAGCUACUCUAAGCAAAUAGAAGAUUGGACUAUUGUACUGCCGGCACUCGAAAAGAAAAGCAAGCAAAUAGUGUGUAUGGAAACAAACGAUAAGGAUUUUGGAAAUAGCACUCCUUCAUCACAUGGUGAAGACGAGGAUGAUGAUGAUGAUAAUGUAGUAUUCGAACAAGUCUAG